UUUUAGGAUGGAUGAGGGAAGGCAGCCAUUGUCUAGGAAGAUACCAAUCAAAUCGAGCAAGAUAAAUCCCUACCGGAUGUUAAUUGUACUACGUCUUGUGAUUCUUGGUCUCUUCUUUCACUACCGUAUUCUUCACCCGGUCAAAGAUGCAUAUGCCUUGUGGCUUAUUUCUGUUAUAUGUGAGAUAUGGUUUGCGGUUUCAUGGGUUCUUGAUCAGUUCCCUAAAUGGUACCCAAUUGAGCGAGAAACAUACUUGGACCGACUCUCAUUAAGAUAUGAGAAAGAAGGGAAACCAUCGGAACUAUCCCCUGUGGAUGUAUUUGUCAGUACAGUGGAUCCAUUGAAAGAGCCUCCGCUUAUUACUGCAAAUACUGUCUUGUCUAUUCUUGCGGUUGAUUAUCCUGUCGAUAAGGUUGCUUGUUAUGUAUCUGAUGAUGGUGCUGCUAUGCUUACUUUCGAAGCUCUUUCUGAAACCGCGGAAUUUGCAAGGAAAUGGGUUCCUUUCUGUAAGAAAUAUUGUAUCGAGCCUCGUGCUCCCGAAUGGUAUUUCUGCCAUAAAAUGGAUUACUUGAAGAAUAAAGUCCAUCCCGCAUUUGUCAGGGAGCGGCGAGCCAUGAAGAGAGAUUACGAAGAAUUCAAAGUAAAGAUAAAUGCAUUGGUAGCGACAGCACAGAAAGUGCCAGAGGAUGGUUGGACUAUGCAAGACGGUACACCUUGGCCCGGUAAUAGUGUGCGAGAUCAUCCCGGCAUGAUUCAGGUCUUCCUUGGAAGUGACGGUGUUCGUGAUGUUGAAAACAACGAGUUGCCUCGAUUAGUUUAUGUUUCUCGUGAGAAGAGACCUGGAUUUGAUCACCAUAAGAAGGCUGGAGCUAUGAAUUCCCUGAUACGAGUCUCGGGGGUUCUAUCAAAUGCUCCUUACCUUCUGAAUGUCGAUUGUGAUCACUACAUCAACAAUAGCAAAGCUCUUAGAGAAGCAAUGUGUUUCAUGAUGGAUCCUCAGUCAGGAAAGAAAAUCUGUUACGUUCAAUUCCCUCAAAGAUUCGAUGGGAUUGAUAGACAUGAUCGAUACUCAAAUCGCAAUGUUGUGUUCUUUGAUAUCAAUAUGAAAGGUUUGGAUGGGCUACAAGGGCCUAUAUACGUCGGUACAGGUUGUGUUUUCAGGAGGCAAGCGCUGUACGGAUUUGAUGCACCGAAAAAGAAGAAGGCCCCACGUAAGACAUGCAAUUGCUGGCCAAAAUGGUGUCUCCUAUGUUUUGGUUCAAGAAAGAAUCGUAAAGCAAAGACAGUAGCUGCGGAUAAGAAGAAGAAGAAUAGGGAAGCGUCAAAGCAGAUCCACGCAUUAGAAAAUAUCGAAGAGGGACGCGUCACUAAAGGCUCUAACGUAGAACAGUCAACCGAGGCAAUGCAAAUGAAGUUGGAGAAGAAAUUUGGGCAGUCUCCUGUUUUUGUUGCAUCUGCUCGUAUGGAGAAUGGUGGGAUGGCUAGAAAUGCAAGCCCGGCUUGUCUGCUUAAAGAAGCCAUCCAAGUCAUUAGUUGCGGAUAUGAAGAUAAAACUGAAUGGGGAAAAGAGAUUGGGUGGAUCUAUGGUUCUGUUACCGAAGAUAUUCUUACUGGUUUUAAGAUGCAUUCUCAUGGUUGGAGGUCUGUUUAUUGUACACCAAAGUUACCAGCUUUCAAAGGAUCAGCUCCAAUCAAUCUUUCAGAUCGUCUCCAUCAAGUUCUUCGAUGGGCGCUUGGGUCGGUUGAGAUUUUCUUGAGUAGGCAUUGUCCUAUUUGGUAUGGCUAUGGAGGUGGUUUGAAAUGGCUUGAGAGGUUGUCCUACAUUAACUCCGUGGUUUACCCGUGGACCUCUCUCCCGCUCAUCGUUUACUGUUCUCUCCCUGCCAUCUGUCUUCUCACCGGAAAAUUCAUCGUUCCCGAGAUUAGCAACUAUGCGAGUAUCCUCUUCAUGGCGCUCUUCUCGUCGAUUGCAGUAACGGGUAUUCUCGAGAUGCAAUGGGGCAAAGUUGGGAUCGAUGAUUGGUGGAGAAACGAACAGUUUUGGGUCAUCGGAGGCGUUUCAGCGCAUUUGUUUGCUCUCUUCCAAGGUCUCCUCAAGGUUCUCGCUGGUGUCGACACUAACUUUACAGUCACAUCAAAAGCAGCUGAUGAUGGCGAGUUCUCUGACCUUUACCUCUUCAAAUGGACUUCACUUCUCAUCCCCCCAACGACUCUACUCAUCAUAAACGUUAUCGGAGUCAUAGUCGGAGUUUCUGAUGCCAUCAGCAAUGGAUAUGACUCGUGGGGACCGCUUUUCGGAAGAUUGUUCUUUGCACUUUGGGUCAUCAUUCAUCUUUACCCGUUCCUUAAAGGUUUGCUUGGGAAACAAGAUAGAAUGCCGACCAUUAUUGUCGUCUGGUCGAUCCUCCUCGCCUCGAUUCUUACACUUCUUUGGGUUCGGGUUAAUCCGUUUGUGGCGAAAGGCGGUCCUAUUCUCGAGAUCUGCGGUUUAGACUGCUUGUGAUUUGAUUGACCGAUGGAUGGGUUGGUGAAAAAGGUUUUUAUUCCCACGGAUCAAAGAGAGGUAAAAGAGAUAUUGUUUUACCUCUAAAGACUCCUUCAUUGUGUUCAUUAGAUGAGGAAAAAAGGAAAAGAAAAAGAAGAUUUAAUUUUGUUACGAGAUUGUUAUUUUUGCAAGAAUGUGUUGUAGAUAUAGAGAUGAAGAAGAAAGUUGUUGUCUAUUUGUUUUGUUCUUUGGUGGUGAGAGAAAAGAUUUGUCAAACUAUUCUUUAAUUGAAUAUUUCUGAUCUCUUUUGAAUAUUACAGAAGAGCAGUUUCAAUCUGU
Messenger RNA from Arabidopsis lyrata subsp. lyrata, 2824 nucleotides. RefSeq names its product cellulose synthase A catalytic subunit 6 [UDP-forming]. Gene Ontology annotation, biological process: cellulose biosynthetic process; plant-type primary cell wall biogenesis. Gene Ontology annotation, molecular function: cellulose synthase (UDP-forming) activity. Gene Ontology annotation, cellular component: plasma membrane; trans-Golgi network. The record is from RefSeq and is a predicted model, not a curated record. NCBI's taxonomy places the organism in Eukaryota, Viridiplantae, Streptophyta, Magnoliopsida, Brassicales, Brassicaceae. Bases 8 to 2503 code for a protein of 831 amino acids. The transcript is spliced from 9 exons.